This is a messenger RNA of Darwinula stevensoni, 3351 nucleotides long. The record is from the annotation of a GenBank genome assembly. NCBI's taxonomy places the organism in Eukaryota, Metazoa, Arthropoda, Ostracoda, Podocopida, Darwinulidae.
AUGGGAGCAGAUGAUGAGAGACCCCUGGAUAAUGUCAUGGCAGAGUAUAUGACACUGAAUUACCCAGAAGCUUGCACUAAGGCGUAUUCCCUACCUGAGGGAUACAUUUUGAAAGUGAACAAAUUCAAGGAGCUGAAGGAAAAGAUGGAAGAGCGUGAAGAAGAGGUGAACAUGCCAUCUCAACAGCAAUCCAUUGCUAUGGUGUUCGAUUGCCUCAAACGCGCAUUCGAGGAUGUGCCUUCCCUGACAAUCGCUGAUUACGCCUUCACAGACACCUUGCUCACGGUAAUCAAUGAACAACAAAAAGAAGACUUCCUCGAAAUAUCUGGAGUCACAGAGGAACACCUGGAAUCUGCAUCAACUGUGGAACUCCCACGCAACCACACUCAGUUGUACGCCAUGAGUGAAAAACACAUGGAGCCGAUGCUGGUGAUUCUCACUCGUCAGCAGAGGGAACUAGUGAAGAACCGAAGAUCGAAAAUCCUUUUCAUAACUGGCACGAGCGGAACGGGCAAAACGUUCGUCCUUAAAAAAAGAGCCCUCGACUUAAUGGAUGAAGGACCAGUUUUGGUCUUGAAUCUUCCAGGAGGAGAUCUCACUAAGGAUUUUCGACGUGACUUCAGAGAUGCUAAGAAGAAAAUCGAGGUUAUUGAUGGGAGAGAGGGGCGAGAGAAGGGCCUGGAAGAGGAUUUUCAAGGUUUCAAGGAAUUCCUGAUCGAGAAAGGAAGCGGAAAGCACGUCCUCAUCGAUGAAGUCCCCCUCACUCUAGGAUUCCCGGAUAUCAUCACCACCGAAGCCCUUUCCGACCAUUGGAAUUGGAUGGAAACCUUAGACGUGAAGUCCAUCACCAUCUGCUUUCGACCCAAUGACCAAUCUUACACGAGAGAUUUUCCCCUCGAAGAAGUCAAACCAGCAGGACAUAGCAUCACAGUUCUCGAGAGUGUGAAGAGGAAUACCAGACAGAUUUCUGAAUUGUUCAUGGCCAUCGGAAAUUACUCCCGCCGCGUCUUCGUAUCCUAUUCGCCGUCCUUGAAGAUAGACUCCGAGGAGAUAGACCCCGAGGAGAUGGGCGGAGAAUGCCUUCCUCGCUUCAUCUCGAUGACCUCGUGUCAGGCUCUUCAUCGCAAAUGUAAAGAUGAAAGGAUAUGCGAGUGUGUACGGGCCUCUCAUGUCAUAUAUGAGGAAUGCAGGAAGGCAUCCGAGAAAAGGCCUGUCUUCGUCGUUGUUGAUGAGAAAAGGAGAAGAAAUGCAUUCUUGAACAUAUUUAUGUCUUUAUACCCUGAAUUCCCUGUUCUUUUUCUAUGGGGUGGCGAUUUUCAUGGGAAGCCUGCCCCAGAGUGCUCGUUCCCACUCGUCGUCGUCACCGAGGAACAAAUGAGAGGAUGUCACCCUUUGAACGUGACGGUGGUCCUCGACUUCCUCCGGUCGCAUUGGCGAAACUACAAUCGAUUGAUAGCCUCCACAGGAGAAAACAAGAUCCUAGUGAUCGAGGAAGAAGCGUGGAGUACGGGCAAGUUUUCUCGCGUCCCGCAGAAAAUAAAAGAAACACUUGGGUGGAAGAUCGAGAAGGGAAACACGGAUGAAAAAAGUCUCAAUGCGAAAUUUGAAAAAGUAUUGAAAGAACACGGAGGGAAGAACUUGGGAGUGCUGGAUGAGCCUGAAUUCCCUCGGCAAUCCAUUCCUGGAAUGGAAAUGGAUCGGGAUGAGAGAGGAGAGGAGGAUGCAGACGUGGGAAAGAUGCUCGCAUCUUCGCUCAGCGGGAUAUUCGGCUACCCAGCCUCGGGAAAAUCCAGGAAAGUAAACUUGUUGAUUGGACGAGUGACAGGCCGAGUCCUCAUUCUCCACUGCGGCGGGGAGUUGUCUCGCCGAGUCUACAGACAGCGAUGGAAAGGAAGAGAAAAUGUUGAGUUGGACGAGUUCCAUGCAACUUAUAUAGAUUUUCUGGAGAAUUUAUUCAAGAAAGUGGAAGAGAGGGAGAAGAAGAAGGAUGAGGACAAAAAAAAGAAAGACAUGGAGAAAGGGAAGAAGAGAAAAAAGAAGGUGAAGGGGAGUAAGAAAACUGGAAAAGAGAAGGCAGAGGGAAAGAGGGAAGAGACGGGAGAGAAGACGGAGCCGGAUCCGCUGGUCGUGGUCGUCGAAGACUGUCCUUUCUUCGACCCGUUUCCAGAAAAAUGGAUUGCGUUGACAGUUGAAAGGUUGAAAGAGAUGAAGAUGAAGCUCAUCCUCGCCUUCGAACCCCAUUCCAAUUACACCUCUGAGAUCUCAGUAGACAGAGUCGUCAAAAUGCUGAACGAGAGGCAAGACGGCACUGCGAUAGUGCUUCGGUCAGAACGGAGCAACCUGGCUCUCGUGAGGCACAUCCGAGAAAACGAGACUCCAACUGCUCUCGAUUUGGAAUCGAAGAACCUGUCCGUCUCUGCUCUUCCAGCUUCCAUCGUCCCCGGCCCACCCGUCCGAUACGUCGACAUCAAAGGCGAAAAAUGCCCGGGACGACAUCUGGGAUAUAUCUGCAGCAGGAGGAGCACAUGUGGAAUCACUGCGAAUGCUUUAUCUUCCCUCUUGGGAUCGAAGCUCUUCGAAUCGACGAACGAAGCUCCUCACAUCCUGGUAUCGGAAGAAGGACUUUUGACGCCACUGCGAGAGAAAGUGGAGAAAACUCGGCCUCGUGUCCGAGUGAAACACCUCAAGGACUUCCGCGGGUGUGAGGCUUCCACCGUCAUCUCUUUCAACGUGAAUGACGACUGGCUGCUGGAAGUGAUCUCUCGCUCCAGGACUCGACUCGUCGUCAUCGACGACCUCAGACGACAUCAAAACUUAUGGAAACAGAUGAUGAAAGAAGGGCGUGUCGUCCCCAUCUCCUGUCCCACGGACCCCGAAGACGACCUCGGGAUCCUCCUGGGAUUAGAUGACCAACAAAUGUUCUUGAAUCGUCCGACCUGGGAUGAAGUAGGCAUUCGAGUGGGGGAGAAGGCAGUGCAAAGAGGAGACAUCCUGGACGAGAACACCGGCGCCAUUCGCUCCCUCCCUCCCGAGACAUUAGCAGCCAUCGAUGAGAAGCUUUCUCAGUCUUCUCCUUUCAGCGAUUGGGGAUACGUGUGGUCUGGGGAGUACUCGCUAGCAAUAACCAAUGAAAAGGCAACCUCGAGGCAAGAUGGAGCCCCACGCCUCCCAAGACAGGAGCUGAAAAGGUUAACGCGAAGCGUCUGGUAUGAAUUCGGGAUGCGUCUAUAUCGGUUGCCGUUCGACGCCAGUGUCGCUGCUGCCCUCAUUGGAGAUUGGGUAUUGAAUACAUUAUCAGGAAGAGUGGAGAGUUGGACGAUGCUCUGGGUCUUCACCCUUAGAAAAAAGUGA